CUGAGCGCUUGGUGAAUAAUAUAGUGGAUAAAGUAUAAACAACGAGAUCUUUGGCAAAUGUUUAAUGUUAUGACUAUAAUCUAGAUAGCAUAGCAUUCAGGUUUCGGCUGUGCUGCGCGCCUAUGUUAUUUGUUUUUCGGGCAAUUUUUGCAAAUUCAUAAUUGAUUUCUGUGAAAUGCAAAGUAAAAUGAAAAUCAACAACUGACGUUCUCUUGUAAGAGAUUUAAGAAGGUCUAAAUGGCCCGUUUGGCUCUAUAUAUAAUAUAUGUGUUAUUAUUAACGCACAAGGAUUGAAGUGAUGUUUAAUCAUGAAAUUCGUUUACAUUGUAGUUAUUGUUACUGUUUUAUACAAAAGCCAACCUGUAAUAUCGAAGGGCGAGUCGUUAUCGUUGCUGAAAUCUAAUUUUUCAUCGGAGCAAAAAGUAUGGAAUAUUCAACUGGAUAUUUAUUUUGCUAAAACAUUAGCACCUCUAAUAAAGAAAGCACCAGGUACGGAUGUUCGGUUAAAAUGUGAGGCUAUUAUGAAUUUUACAAAAGUUGAGAAAUUCACUAAAAAUAAAGAAGGCAUAGAAACAUCACUGAAGGAAUUACCACCAGAUCACAUCAUCCAGAAUUUAAUGAAGAAUGUGAAAGUUUACUGGUUAAAAGAUAACAGAGCUAUAAUUGAAAACAUAAAGACAAAAAUUUUAACUAAAGUUGAUAAAACAAUUGAUACCAUAGGCACUACUCUAAAAAUAAAAAAUUUAACCAGGGCUGAUGAAGGCAAUUAUACAUGUGUUAUAAAGCAAAAUUAUGAGAAGAAAUUGACUUCUAGAUUAAUUGUUGAUAGUGUUAAUGUAGAAAAUAAUGAAUUUUCUACAUCCAUAUUGCCCAGUAGUGAUGAUGGUAAUGAAUUUAUAGUUGAUAUAAAAACAACACCAAAUUUGGUGUCAGAAGGAAUGAUUGCUCAAGACAAUGUUGCAAGUAGCAAUUUAACAGUGGUUCAAGUAUUGGAGCCUAUAUGCCAAGAAUAUGUAGGAAAAGUAUGCAAGUCCCAUCUCAGUGGUCAAUUUGUUUACAUACCGUAUAAUACAACACAGGCAGCUUUAGAAGAUAAAUUACAUAAAGCAUUCCAAGUGACUAAAUAUUCAAAUGAGAUUAGUUCUCAUUGUGAACAAUAUGCCCUUCCCAGUCUCUGUUACUCAACAUUUCCUAUAUGUAGGCAUCCUUUUGUUACAAAUGAGAAAUUUUUCAUUGAAGCAAAGAAGAUAUUUAAAUUGCACCCUGACUCAGAAAAAGGUAAUAUUAAUGAUAUUCCAAAAGUUGUAUAUGAUACAAUGCCAAAUGGAUUACAGCCUCAAUUGGCCAAUAGUAAUAUGUCUGUAGACAUUUUCAACUUUAGAUAUAAUUCAACAAUACUGAGACGAGUAUGUAAACAAGAUUGUGAGAUAUUGGAGAAUGAACUCUGUCAAACAGAAUAUGCUAUUGCAAAGAGACAUCCACAUAUUGGACAACAGUUGACACUAGAAGAAUGCCAAGAUUUGCCAGAAGACGAUCCUGGUUGCUUAGAAAUUGGUAUAGGCACUUUAAUACUCUCCGAUGAUGAAUGCUAUUGGGAAGAUGGUAGUGGUUACUUGGGGAGAGUGAAUGUAGCUAACAAUGGAAUGCCCUGUGUAGCGUGGUCAAAGCAGAUGCACAUUAGGAUGUCAGAUUAUCCAGAAUUAGCUGGUCGGCAUAGCUAUUGCAGAAACCCUGGUGGAAUGAAAUCGCAACCAUGGUGUGUUAUUGACAAUGAUGGCAAAACUGAACAGCUAUGUGACAUACCUAAGUGUGCUCAUAGAAUCUGGAUAUACAUUCUUGGCAUAUUCUUUUUCCUAAUUCUAGUAAUUGGUGGAUUUAUAGCAUGCGUCCUGAGACGAAAGCGAAAAGGUAGUGCAUCCACUAUAAGGGAUAUAAAUUUGCCAAAUGCAGAUAAAAAUAUAUAUGGUGAUUCAAGACUUAAUUCUCCCAUAGAAAUGAAUGAUUUAUUGACAAAUCAGAACAAUGGCACUCAGCCUCAUUUGACAAGAAAUGUUAGAGGAAAUGGUGUGCUCCGUGUACCUCAAUACUCCUUAUCACAGAUCAAGUUUCUUGAAGAAUUGGGCGAAGGAGCAUUUGGUAAAGUUUACAAAGGUGCACUUAAAAAGAAUGGCGAAACACAAUAUGUUGCGGUGAAGGCAUUAAAGGAGAAUGCAUCAGCUAAAACAAAAGCUGACUUUAGACGAGAAAUUGAUUUAAUUUCAGAGCUGACACACGAAAAUAUUGUUUGUAUUGUAGGAGUAGCUUUACGAGAGGAGCCACUGUGUAUGCUGUUUGAAUUCAUGGCUCGUGGAGACCUGCAUGAAUUUUUAAUGGGCCGGGCACCACCUUCUGGAAAAGGAUUGCCUCCCAUGCGCUUACUGAACAUUGCAAAUAAUAUCGCCUCCGGAAUGCAGUAUCUUGCCUCUCAUCACUAUGUUCAUAGAGACUUGGCAGCAAGAAAUUGUUUAGUUUCGGAUGAUUUUAUUGUUAAAAUAUCCGAUUUCGGUUUAUCAAGAGAUAUCUACAGUUCCGAUUAUUACAGAGUGCAAUCAAAAAGCUUACUUCCUGUGCGUUGGAUGCCGCCAGAAUCUAUUCUGUAUGGUAAAUUUACUACAGAAAGUGAUAUAUGGUCCUAUGGUGUAGUGUUAUGGGAGAUCUACAGUUACGGACUACAACCAUAUUACGGGUUUAGCAACCAGGAGGUAAUAUCAAUGGUGCGUGGGGGCGAACUGCUAGCGGCCCCCACCGGGUGUCCUCCACCCAUGUACGCGCUUAUGCGUGAGUGUUGGAGACACACGCCGCAGAGACGACCCAACUUCGAGGAAAUUGUCAAUCGGAUUCAAGAUUGGAUCCAAAUGGGAGGUUGUCCAGAGACAGUACCACCAGAUAACACUAGCGCGUGUGGUUUUAAACCGACCUCGAGCCGGGAGCUUCAAGAAAGGGUUCCACUUCUUCCACCUCACUGCUCCUCCUCCAACGGUUCCCUAGCGACGGGCAGUUUAAAGAAAUUCAGCACUGCGGGUAGUUCGAGAAACGACGACAACUUUUCCACUUGCAGCGAAGUACCUCCUCUCGCGCCGAAAACUAAAAAACACAGCUCCGGCUCCCUCAUAGAUACAGAUAAAGUAGGCACUAAGGAAACUAUCGUCCGAAUACCCAACACCCAUUUUGGGAAUGAAAUUUAAUUGAACGCUAGAUAGUUGGAACGGUACCUAGAUGGAGAUUUGUGGUAUUCCAUUUAUGUAUGUUGAUUGCUAUCGUCACUAUUGCGUUUGCGUCCAUAAAUUUGAUACGAAAAUAUUAAACAUCCGUCAGAAAUAAAUUAUUAAAUUUAAUACGAGUUGUGUUGAAUACGCAAAUGCGAUAGUAACGUUAUUAAAUGUUAAAAUUUACUCUCGGCCGAAAUUUGUGACUUAGAUGUAAGUAAAUUAUCACUGCUAUUGCUAAUAGGUACACGCUAGUUUAAGAUUAGGAAACCGCCUUAUUUAUUUUUUCAAUAGUCACUUUAUUUUAGUAGAUUAUUAUUUAUUUUGUUUUUCGUAAAAACAAUUUCCAAGCGCUUUGUGAAGGACCAAAUGUUGGUUAAUUUAUAUUGAAAUAGAUGUACUUAGCGAUGAAUUAGAAAAAAAUACUCGAAAUUUUCACAGAAGGAUAGUGCAAUUUAUAAAGUUUUAUACGGUUUAAAUUUACAAUAGAGAAUAGACGAGAAAAUAUGACAGAGAAAAGUCUUCCUAAGUUUCUGACAUCUGCUUUUUUAAAUCAAAAUUAUGGAGUGCAGAGGAAAGGAGAUCAACAUGUUGAGUUGUUGUUGCGGUGCCAAAGGAAUAAGACAUGCAUUAUUAAAAAUAUUGCAAAUCAGUUAAAAUGUUUAGUUACGUAUUAAUUAAUUUUGGAAUACGUAAAUAAUAGGUAAGUAUACUUUUUCCAGCUGGUUACUCUAAAUGCCCAUGCGAUGUCGGAAUCUUAGUGAUUUGGGGACUCUUUAUUUUAUGUUACAAUACUACAAAUAUUCUUAUCUCUACACUCCAUAAUAUAGACAUUCUGCUUUGUCUAUUUCAGUUUUUUUGUCGAUAUAAGGGCGGCCGUACACGGACCGCUUCAAGCAGUUGAGACCAACCGCUUGAAGCCGCGACCGCGCGGUGAACUAUAGGCAUU
Molecule: messenger RNA, 4194 nt
Organism: Colias croceus (clouded yellow)
Lineage: Eukaryota; Metazoa; Arthropoda; Insecta; Lepidoptera; Pieridae
Gene: Ror
Product: tyrosine-protein kinase transmembrane receptor Ror
Exons: 4
Coding region: 309-3224 (971 amino acids)
Biological process (GO): multicellular organism development; protein phosphorylation; positive regulation of kinase activity
Cellular component (GO): signaling receptor complex; membrane
Molecular function (GO): protein binding; ATP binding; transmembrane receptor protein tyrosine kinase activity
Source: RefSeq, a predicted model, not a curated record